UUGCAUGUGUCAAUUACAAAAUCAAAUAGCUGCGCAGGUCAUAAAUUCUCUACUUCUAAAAUUCUAUACUGUCAAUCAGAAUGACUUAUCCAGAAGCCGAAACAAAGCAGAAUUAAAUCGUUAGCACGGUUACCACUGAACUGAACGUAUCUCCAUUUUGUCAAAAUGGUAGAAGGAAUGUGUGUUUAUGACGCUCAAUAUGGCGGCGUUCUUAGUAGUAUGUAUUAAUUGCGUCAUAUAAUGUUCACAUUUAACGUUGUAAGCAGUUUAUUAAACUGAUAACACAAAUCUGAUUGCAAAACUCGUUAAGGUAUCAGAACUUAUUAAGCUCCUGUACAGUUGGUCUUAAAGUUGUCAGGGCAGCAGUCAGAUAUGUCCGGUCCACAUGGUAAAGUACGAGGUGCAGGAAGACCUUCAAAGAACAAGAUAUCGUGUACCUGGUGCGGGGAAAACAAACAGCCCUUGAAGUAUGUGUUACCUACUCAGCAUGGCAAGAAGGAAUUCUGUUCCGAAACCUGCUUGUCAGAAUUCAGAAAGGCAUACAUAAAGGGUGCCUGUCUUUACUGUGACAAUGUUAUUCGUGGUACCCCGGUUCGAGUUGAACAGCAGGAUUCAUCUGCAAAGGAUUUCUGCAGCACCUAUUGUCUCAACAAACACACGAAAAAGGAACAGGCAGCUCAGCUCGCGGAACAGAAACGAGUGGGCAGCACUGAACAGCGGUCUCUUGGUGCAACCUCUUCUCAAGUCUCUCCAGCUUCUGUGAUGCAGUUUGACUCGUAUACAACUUUUGACUGGGAUGUAUAUUUGAGGGAAACAAACAGCGUGACUGCUCCACCAGAGUACUACAAGCAGCAUAUAACUCCUCCAACAAAUGAAUUCAAGAUUGGAAUGAAAUUAGAGGCCUUAGAUCCAAGAAACCUAACCUCAACAUGUAUUGCAUCUGUUGUUGGAAUUCUUGGCCCAAGACUAAGGCUCAGACUUGAUGGAAGUGAUAACAAGAAUGAUUUUUGGAGGCUUGUGGACUCAAAUGAAAUACAUCCCAUUGGCCAUUGUGAGAAACAUGGUGGAAUGCUUCAGCCUCCUUUGGGGUUCCGAAUGAAUGCAUCCUCAUGGCCAAUGUUCCUUUUGAAGACACUGAAUGGUGCAGAAAUGGCUCCAUCAAAAAUAUUUAAAAAGGAACCCCCUACACCAAAAACUAACUUGUUUCAAGUAGGGAUGAAGCUUGAAGCAGUAGAUAAAAAAAAUCCACAGUUAAUCUGUGCUGCUACUGUCGGAGCUGUUAAGGGCGAAAUGAUUCAUGUGACAUUUGAUGGAUGGCGAGGAGCCUUUGAUUAUUGGUGUCGGUUUGACUCUCGAGAUAUCUUUCCUGUUGGAUGGUGUGCUAAGAGUGGACAUCCCUUGCAGCCUCCUGGGCAAAAGACUGCACAUGGUGCUAGCCGGUACAAAGCAAGAGUGUGCAAUAUUCCACCUCCUCUGGCUGGGGUGGGUGGCACUCCCGGCAGCAUGGAACCACAACAGUUGUCACCAAGAAGUGCUGGGACAGCUGCAGCUAGUGAGGCAAGUUCAACAAAUGGUGGUACAGCAGGCAUCACUGUGACUGAACCGGACACAUCCACAAUGCAAAAACAAGCAGCAGUAUGUGUAUUUGUAAACCAUGGCUGUACCUGUGGUCCGUACCUUGAUCCACGGAAGGUUGCUGAUCUUCCAGUGGUUUUCAAUGGGAAAAGUAUCAGCCGAGUACUGAGAGAGAGUGUACAGUCACUUGUUGAUGCUGCACUGGAUCAAAAGCAGAUAUUUGGAUUACUGAGACAAGGAGAAGGAAGAGUUGUUAUUACAGCAUCAUUUGACAGUAAAACUGUACAUGUGAGGCUCCCUGUGAUAGAAAAGGUGGCUGAAUUAUGGAAUUUCCUAGAGAUUUUGUUUGAAGAAUUGAUGUGCUGUGAAAACUUCUACACAAGUCAGCACAUGGUUGGUGCCUGUUCAAAGUGCUCAAAACAAGGAUUACAACCUGUUGCCAGUAAAAAGGAGGAUUGUGAAGUUAGUGGUGGUGGAGGUUCGAUGACAGAUAACAGUGGAGCCAUGAAGCGCAGAUGGUCCUCUGAGAGUUCAGACUCAAAUUCACGGCUGGGUCCAGGCCCUAUUACUACAACAGCACCUACACCUUCACCUUCACUCCCAUCAACCACAGCCCCCGUGGCAAAACAGCCUAGAAAAUCAGUGCCAGCUGAAUUGGAGGCCGCAACAUCCACGACACACUCUGAAGCUCCUCCAAAGACACCAGCAGAUCCAUCUGAAUGGUCAAUUGAGGAUGUUAUUCAACAUAUUGCCUUCAUUGAUCCUGCACUGGGGGUCCAUGCAGAUCUCUUCAGAAAACAUGAGAUUGAUGGUAAAGCUUUGCUUUUACUUAACUCGGACAUGAUGAUGAAAUACAUGGGCCUAAAACUGGGUCCUGCUCUCAAGAUCUGCAAUUUGGUGAACAGAAUUAAAGGACGGAGACAUCUGCUGUUAUGACAGUGAACUGUGCCUUCACCCAGGAAGGUGUAAAAUCAACAAUUUGUGAUACGUAAGGUAGGUAAAAUAAUACUGUUACAAUGUGAAUAUUGCAAGACAAAAUCAGAAGUUAACUGUAGUAGGAAGUCCGUAUUGAAUUGCUGUGGGUGCAAGUUCAGUUCUUUACAUUGAGAAGGAUGAAAGAAGAGCUUAUUUUGGUACAUCUAUGAUAAGUGGAAAGGCCCAUUCUGUCUGAUCUGUGUAUGAAUGAUUUCUUUCACUUUAGUACCCAAAAAUUGACAAGUUUAAAUUGCUUCUUAUGUUUUGGUUCGUAUUUUGCAAGAUUUUUAAAGAUAUAUGAAUUAUUUAAUUCAGCUCUUCUAUACAAGGUGUAAAUAAACAUACGUUACAACUCUCUGUGGUAGAUAGAUGGGUUCAAUGUGAUCAUGUGAGUUCAACAUAACAUGGCCAGGCAGUGCAGAAUAUGCAGUUGGCAGCAGCCAUUUUGAACAACUUUUAUGAUGUAAAACAACGAUAACAUCCCCUAAAACUUAUGCUUCCUCUCAGAAACUUUUGUGACCCUUAGUGCAGGAAGGAAGUGUUUCUUGACAUGGUUGUAUUAACAAAAUAUCAGAUUGAACCCAUCUAUCUACCACAGAGUGUUGUAACAUGUAUUUAUGUACAGCCUGUAUAUUGUUGCUUUGUUUUGAGAGAAAAAUUUUACAAGCUGCACUGUGUAUUCAGCAAAGCACAGGCUCUUUGAGUUUACUGUAUUUUGAACAGACAUUGAUAAAGAUUGAUUUAAUGCAGUAAGUUUAUAACAGUAUUGUUCAUUAAUUUUGUGUUCCAUAAUACUACUGCUUAGAAUAUUCUGAACUGAUGCUUUUGUUAUACAAUUUUAACACUGUUAAUUAUUGUGCCACCAUCAUUGUUUAUGUGGACUUGUUUAUUAUAUUAUCACAUUCAUCACGUGUGAUGUAUACUUUAAUGGAAGUACUUUAAAAUUGCAAGCCACAGACGAAUAAAUUGAUGCUUAAUCAGAAAUAUUGCUGUUUCAACAGUAUCAUGAACAUGGUAAGAAUAUUCUGAAAAGAAUUAAAAAAAACCUGUACAUUUUAAAAUGUUGGAACUAAGAUUGAUGUUAUUUGUUUUCAAGAUUCAGCUUCUUUUAUUUUUUUGUUUUGUUUUUCUAAUUCAUAUGUCAUAGUAUGUUGCAGUGCAUUAGGAGAGAGCACCAUUAGGAGGCUACAAUUAAUUGAAUUUAUGGAGGCUAUUUUCAGCUUCUUUUCUUCUGAUUUAUGCAGAAAUAAUUUCUUCUGCUUAAUAUUAAGGCACAGACAAUAAAACUUACUUUUUAUUGUUAUUUUUCUUCGGUCCUCUAGUUUUCCGAGUGUGCCAGUGCAAUUUGAUAUGUAUUGAAAAUGUACAAAGUGUGUGUGUAUGUGUAUUUUUGGUGAGUCCUGAUACACUUGUGUUUCUAAGGUGAAAACCAGAUUGUUUGGUAUGGAAAGUGUACUCUGAAAGUUUAUAUUAACUGAUGAUAGAACUGUAUAUGAAGCCAAUUCAUUUAUAUCUCUACUUAGUAGCUGAGGCACAUAGUAAAAGAGCUGCAAGCUCUUCUGUGAAAUAUCAUUUGAGUAUCAGUAGCAUUAUGUACUGAAUAUCUUUGAAGAAAAUCUAUAUUUUAUUCUGCAAAUAUACUGUUCUCUUUAUUGAUACUGUUUAAGAGUUACCUAUUAAAUAAGUCAGCAGGUAAUAUGUAAUGUAUAAGAUUUAUUUAGCUUUUGUUCACAGAGAUAAAAUUCCAUAUGUGCUGAAAUGGCUUUAGUAAUUGUAAUUUAUUGGAGAAUUAAUAUAGUACUGUGUUUAGCCUUAAAGUUUCUCAAAAUGUUUGGUUGAUUGUAACCCUCUUCAUUGUGCAGAACCUCUGUAUUUCAUACAAUAAAAGUAAGGCAUUACUGAAUUAUUUAGAAAAAAAUGUGUGUGCACAAAUUAA
Cryptotermes secundus is the source of this 4486-nucleotide messenger RNA. RefSeq names its product polycomb protein Scm (gene Scm). The transcript has 14 exons. Gene Ontology annotation, cellular component: nucleus. Gene Ontology annotation, molecular function: zinc ion binding; protein binding. The record is from RefSeq and is a predicted model, not a curated record. Bases 373 to 2511 code for a protein of 712 amino acids. Gene Ontology annotation, biological process: regulation of DNA-templated transcription. Lineage: Eukaryota; Metazoa; Arthropoda; Insecta; Blattodea; Kalotermitidae.